Messenger RNA from Microcebus murinus (gray mouse lemur), 3499 nucleotides. It is a transcript of the gene C9orf72, whose product is annotated as C9orf72-SMCR8 complex subunit. The record is from RefSeq and is a predicted model, not a curated record. NCBI's taxonomy places the organism in Eukaryota, Metazoa, Chordata, Mammalia, Primates, Cheirogaleidae. Gene Ontology annotation, cellular component: endosome; autophagosome. Gene Ontology annotation, molecular function: guanyl-nucleotide exchange factor activity. Gene Ontology annotation, biological process: autophagy; endocytosis.
GUCUCCGGGGCGGGGUCUAGAGCAGGAGGUGUGCGUUUAGGAGGUGUGCGUUUUUGUUUUUCCCAUCCUUUCUCCCCUCCGCUUGCUCUCACGGUAUUCGCUGAGGGUGAAGAAGGAAAUACCUGAUACAGAUUAAGCAGACGGAAACAAAGUGGGAAACCACCGCAGCGCGCGGCGCGUCCCGGAGCUCCCGAGACGCGUGCGGGAACCCGGGCCCGGGGGCGUGGUCAGAGGCGGGGCCGGGGCGGGACUGCGGUUGCGGUCCCUGCGCCCGCGGCGGCGGAGGCGCGGGCGGUGGCGAGCGAUAUCUCAGGAGUAUUCAGCUAAUGUGACGGUUGGGAUGCCGUGAUGUCGACUCUCUGCCCGCCGCCAUCUCCAGCUGUUGCCAAAACAGAGAUUGCUUUAAGUGGUGAAUCCCCUUUAUUAGCAGCGACCUUUGCAUACUGGGACAAUAUUCUUGGUCCUAGAGUAAGGCACAUUUGGGCUCCAAAGACAGAGCAGGUACUUCUCAGCGAUGGCGAAAUAACUUUUCUUGCCAACCACACUCUAAAUGGAGAAAUCCUUCGAAACGCAGAGAGUGGUGCUAUAGAUGUAAAGUUUUUUGUUUUGUCUGAAAAAGGAGUGAUUAUCGUUUCAUUAAUCUUUGAUGGAAACUGGAAUGGGGAUCGGAGCACAUAUGGACUAUCAAUUAUACUUCCACAAACGGAACUUAGCUUCUACCUCCCACUUCACAGAGUGUGUGUUGAUAGAUUAACACAUAUUAUCCGGAAAGGAAGGAUAUGGAUGCAUAAGGAAAGGCAAGAAAAUGUCCAGAAGAUUGUCUUAGAAGGCACAGAGAGAAUGGAAGAUCAGGGUCAGAGUAUUAUUCCAAUGCUUACUGGGGAAGUGAUUCCUGUGAUGGAACUGCUUUCAUCCAUGAAAUCACACAGUGUUCCUGAAGAAAUAGAUAUAGCUGAUACAGUACUCAAUGAUGAUGAUAUUGGUGACAGCUGUCAUGAAGGCUUUCUUCUCAAUGCCAUCAGCUCGCACUUGCAGACCUGUGGCUGUUCUGUUGUCGUAGGUAGCAGUGCAGAGAAAGUAAAUAAGAUAGUGAGAACCUUAUGCCUUUUUCUGACUCCAGCAGAGAGAAAAUGCUCCAGAUUAUGCGAAGCAGAAUCAUCAUUUAAAUAUGAGUCAGGGCUCUUUGUACAAGGCCUGCUAAAGGAUUCAACUGGAAGCUUUGUGCUCCCUUUCCGGCAAGUCAUGUACGCUCCGUAUCCCACCACACACAUAGAUGUGGAUGUCAAUACUGUCAAGCAGAUGCCACCCUGUCACGAACAUAUUUAUAAUCAGCGUAGAUACAUGAGAUCAGAGCUGACAGCAUUUUGGAGAGCCACUUCGGAAGAGGACAUGACUCAGGAUACGAUCAUCUACACAGAUGAAAGCUUCACUCCUGAUUUGAAUAUUUUUCAAGAUGUGUUACACAGAGACACUCUAGUAAAAGCCUUCCUGGAUCAGGUCUUUCAGUUGCAACCUGGUUUCUCUCUCAGGAGUACUUUCCUUGCACAGUUUCUGCUUGUCCUUCAUAGAAAAGCCUUGACACUAAUAAAAUACAUAGAAGAUGAUACGCAGAAGGGAAAAAAGCCCUUUAAAUCUCUUCGGAACCUGAAGAUAGACCUUGAUUUAACAGCAGAGGGCGAUCUUAACAUAAUAAUGGCUCUAGCUGAGAAAAUUAAACCAGGCCUACAUUCUUUUAUCUUUGGAAGACCUUUCUACACUAGUGUGCAAGAGCGAGAUGUUCUAAUGACUUUUUAAAUGUGUAACUUGACAAGUAUAUUUCAUCACAAUCAUGAUUGCUGCUAAAGUAGCUCAGUGGUUUGGGGAAACAUCCUUUCCCCAGGUCAUGCCGCCAGAGUUCUACUCAGCAAUUGCAGUUAAAGCCAGUUACACUACAGUUGUCACGAGAGUCUGUAAGGGGAUGUCAGGUGCAUCGUUACAAUGGAUGUCUCUUCUCCUAAAUUUACUCUCUUGGGAUACAGGCUUAUGUUUACAAUUAUAAUAAAUACUCUUGCUGUCUUUUAAAGAUAUACUAAUAGGAUGUAAACUUGACCACAACUACUGUUUUUUGAAACUUACGAUUCAUAGUUUACAUGUAUCAAAGUGAAAUCUGAGUUAUCUUUCACAGGUUUAAUACUAGUUGACCUUCCAUCUUUUGGUGUUCCUGGGUGUUUGGGAUUACUGUAAUACUUCUGCAAUCACCUGAAAAUAAGAGCAUUUAAAUCAUUGCAGUUCUACAGAAAAGAAGUUAGCUUAAACAUAGGUUGAGCUUUAGAAAGAAAAUAUUAAUCAAGCAGAUGUUUAAUUGAAAUGAAUUAUUAGAUCCUACUUUAUAGACUUAGUCCUUGGAAUUCAGUCUGUGUAGAAAUGCCAAGCAGUUGUGUACAGUCCCUGAUUAUGGGGACCCACAGUCAGGGUGUCUUUUGUUUGUUUUAUUGUUACUGCUGUUGUCAAUAUCCUAUAUAGUUGAGCUCUGUCCAGGAAAAUAUAGGAAAUUGUAUUUUAUGUUUUACUAGUUGUUGCCAACUUUUUAAGUUAAUUUGCAUUAUUUUUGAGCCAAAUUGAAAUGUGCACCUCCUGUGCCUUUUUUUUUCCUUUGGAAAAUAUAAUUACUUGGAAGAAGUUCAGCUUUCACUGGUCAGUCAUUUCCAUCUUGUCCAUCUUGCAGAGUCUUACCAUGUACCUGAUUAGGCAAUCACUAUAACUGAGAUUAUAAAAUGCAUUAGAGAAUAUACUAACAAGAUCCUUUUUAAGGAACAUAAAACAGUUCCUUAUCUUCUUCCCUGUUAUAUCUCUGCCCAUUUUUGAAGUUGUUGCCAGGUUGCCUGCAUCACAUAAAGAGUAGCAGGAGAAACUUUACUAAAGUGCUAUUUUUCUAGGUGCUACUUUGGCAGAACUUAGUGGUCUGUUUCAUUUGUUUCCUUAAUUUGUUUGGACCAUUUUGUUGGCUGUGAAAUAACUGAUUAACAUAAUUCUUUGCUAAAACCAUGUUGACAUAGUAGUGUACACAAACACAAAUAUUUUUUAUUUAAAACUGUGGAAGUAACUUGAAAGGGAAAAUAUAUUUAUAAAAAAGGGAUAAAGUGAUAGAGCCCUUCUGCCCUAUCCCACCAAAUUUAAUGAAAAGACACAUUCUAUUCUGAAAGGUCAUAAUAGCUUUCACAUCAUGAAUCAGAAAGAUAUAGACAUCUUGAUUUUUAAAUAAACAUUGAACUAGAUGACUGAUAAACUAUAACUCAGUCAUGAAAAAAUAUAUAGAUAUCACCUUGUAGUGUCCCAUACUCAAUGCUUCGUAUACAAGAGAUUCUUAUUUAUAUAAGUGCUCUUUUCUUUUGCUGGUUUAUUGUACUGUCAUAUGGAAUGUAAAUUGUACAGUGAAAUAAGUUAUUAAAGCAUGUGUAAACAUUGUUAUAUAUCUUUUCUCCUAGAAGGGGAAUUUUGAAUAAAAUAUCUUUGAAAUUUU